Antechinus flavipes (yellow-footed antechinus) is the source of this 2940-nucleotide messenger RNA. RefSeq names its product protein O-mannose kinase (gene POMK). Gene Ontology annotation, biological process: protein phosphorylation; protein O-linked glycosylation; carbohydrate phosphorylation. The transcript is spliced from 3 exons. The record is from RefSeq and is a predicted model, not a curated record. The coding region runs from base 331 to 1404 and encodes 357 amino acids. NCBI's taxonomy places the organism in Eukaryota, Metazoa, Chordata, Mammalia, Dasyuromorphia, Dasyuridae. Gene Ontology annotation, cellular component: endoplasmic reticulum membrane. Gene Ontology annotation, molecular function: ATP binding; carbohydrate kinase activity; protein kinase activity.
AGUAGGCGGCUCAGGGUUGGUGCUGCCGCUGGGGUCCGCGACCCCAGGCCAACGCCAGCAGCGGCAGAAGCCGCACUUUGCCGCCCGAGCCCAGCACCUGGAGCCCUUGCGCUGGUCUGCGCGAGGAUGCGCCGGCCCCGCUUGCUUUGCAGAGAGCGCGCGCCUGGCGCUCCGCCUUCGUCCGCGAGAGCUUCGGCUUCCUGGGGAGGAGCUCCCGGCCGAGGUUAAUGUGCAUUGGUGAUGCUGCCGAGGGGCUGGGAGAGGCUCUGUCCCUGCUGAUCCUUUGUACCUACGAGGUGAAAACGCUUUAAUCCGAAAUGACAGGGAAGCAUGGAAGAUAACAACAUGGAAAAGAAAUCACAGGAGAAUACAAGAGGUCCUUCCCAGAGAGAAAUCCCACUCCCACCAGCUGCGCUGCUGCUGCUGGUGAUGGUCCUUAUGAACAUCCUCCUCUAUCUCUACCUUGAUCAUGUUUUUGUUUCUCCUCCACCCUCUGGCUUGGACUCCAGCCGAUGUCCCUUUGGUACCUUCCGAAUGGGACAGAUGAAAAAUUGCUCCCCUUGGCUCUCUUGUGAGUCCCUGAGAACAGAAGUUAGAAGGCUAAAACGUAUUGGGGAAGGAGCGGUGAAAAGGGUCUUUCUUUCUGAAUGGAAGGAACAGAAAGUUGCCUUUUCCCAGCUCACCGCCCCAGAAAUGAAAGAAGAUUUCCUUCAUGGGCUGAAGAUGCUGAAAUCCUUACAAAGCGAGCACGUGGUCCUGCUAAUUGGCUAUUGUGAAGACGACGGCACUCUUCUUACUGAAUACCAUCCCUUGGGUACUUUGAAGAACCUGGAAGAAACACUAAACCUCCCCAAAUAUCAAAGCCUGAACACCUGGCAUCACAGGUUGAAACUGGCAAUCAACUACGUGAAGAUCAUUCACUAUUUGCACACCAGCCCCGUGGGCACUUUGGUGAUGUGUGACUCCAGUGACUUAGACAAAAUGCUUUCGCAGUACUUGCUGACGAGCAGUUUUAAUAUAGUAGCAAAUGAUCUGGAUGCUCUGCCCGUUGUCAACAAGGGCAACGGGACCUUGAUCAAAUGUGGCCACAAGGAGCUUCUGGGGGAAUUUGUGGCCCCGGAGCAACUGUGGCCUUAUGGAGAGGAAGCGCCGUUCGAAGACAGUCGUAUGCCGCCGUACGAUGAAAAGACGGACAUCUGGAAAAUACCCGAUGUCUCCAGUUUUCUUUUGGGGCACGUGGAAGGGAGUGAUGUGGUCAGAUUCCAUUUGUUCGAAAUCCACCAGGCGUGUAAGAAGAAGAAUCCUGAGGAAAGGCCUUCAGCCCAGGAGGUCCUAGACACCUACCAAAAGGUUUUAAAUUCUCUUAGAGACACAGUCUUGCCUGGGGUAAGAGAAAUGUUGUGAAAAUGAGAUUAAUCACUGAGAGGUGGGCCCUGACGAUUUAAGGGGAAAAUACAAGCUGCUCUUUUUGGUCUUUGUUGUGAUUUUCUUCUGCUGCACCUAGAUGGUUGCUUUCUUUAAUUUCCUUAUAAUCCUUGAGCUGAUAAAGGCCAUAAUUUGGCCUGAAGGGGUGGGAGAAGGGAACGGAAAUGAAGAGAGUACAUAUGCAUAGGAGACAUGGAAAGUUCACUACAUUUAAGAGUCAGCGUCCCUUUUUUUCUGGUUCUGCUACUCACUAGCUUUGUGAUAUUAGUUGAGUAAGUCCCAUAAUCUCUUCUGCACCUAUUUUCUUAUCUUUAAAAUGAAGACAUUGGCCAAGAUGACCUCUAUAAAGUCUAUUUCUUGUUCUAAAUCUAUGAUCUUUGGAUCCUAUUUUAAAUUUAGCUUCCAAUGCCUUUUUCAGAUUGCCCCCUUGCAGGGGUACACCUAAGAGAUAGACAACUAAAGGAAGGAGAACAAAGCAGCAAAAAGUCUUAGAUAACCUGGGCUUGAUUGUAAUUGGAUUUACAAAAAUCAAACUGACUUAAUUACACUCCUCAUUGUGAUGUGGAAGUUGCUGUGGGUUCUUAAAAUUGAGAUCACCAAAUAAACAGUUUUGAUGGAUCCUACAAAACCAGAAAGGCCUCAAGGAUGUAGAGAUGGAUCCUGUGUGUUGUACCCCUAAAGGACAAAUUUAGCAAGUUCAUUCCCAGGGUAGAAUGUUGGCUGUUAGGAGAUGAUUUGGGGAGGAGGGGCAUGAAUGGUAAUUCAUGAAUGGAUCAGGAGAUAAAAUGGCCUUCUCUCCCUCCUGGCCCCCUUCCUUUUUGCUCUCAGAAAAUGGAGGCAAAAGUUUCAAAGAAUCACAUAAUUUUUACUCCAUCUAUUACUGUUAAGUUAUUUAUUGAUAUUCCUAACAUGUAAAUGAAAAAUAAGGUGGCUGAGAACAAGAAGCAGCUGAUAGUAGACAGACAAUUCAUGUGGUCCAUUAGUAUUCUUGGGAUGGUAGGGAAAUAAGAGGAAGGUCCCCAGCAUAUCCUGAGUACCCCUCCUAAUGGAGAUUUUAUGGAUCAGCAUAGACAAAAGCCAUACAAAAUGGGUAUCCAUUUUGAGAUCUGCAAUACUGAAGAGAAUAUUCACAUUGGAGUUUUGGAGUACUCUAUGUGUAUUAGUCCAAAGACCUAGCUAGUACAUACCACAGGAAUGGAACCAAAGCCAUUCUGAUAUUCUCACUCUUAAGCGGAAACAAGUGUAGAGAAGUAGCAGUUUUCAUCCUAAUGUCUAUAAUGGAACAUUUGGGCACCCGUCCUUGCAUUGUCCUCCAAGGACUAUAAGUAAACAGAUCAUUGCAAAGGAGAUUCCCACUGAAGCAUCAGCAUCCAUUGCAUAGGAAGAAGGAGUUAUAAACUCAUAAGAACUGUGGAAGAUGGAAGAGGAUUGUGUUUUUAUUGCCUAGAUCACAAAAAGAACAUUUUUCUCCAGUACUUUCCUUUUAAUGGUAAUAAAGUUGGAGUUAUCAGUGUA